Messenger RNA from Canis lupus familiaris (dog), 1586 nucleotides. It is a transcript of the gene PHGDH, whose product is annotated as phosphoglycerate dehydrogenase. Gene Ontology annotation, molecular function: NAD binding; phosphoglycerate dehydrogenase activity. The record is from RefSeq and is a predicted model, not a curated record. Gene Ontology annotation, biological process: L-serine biosynthetic process. Lineage: Eukaryota; Metazoa; Chordata; Mammalia; Carnivora; Canidae.
CCAAUCAGAAGGACGCUGGAGGCGGCAGGCGCAGAAAGGGGAGAGAAGCGCGGGGCGGGAGGCCGAGGUCCCGCCCGGAGGCAGCAGCCCGCCUACCUGAGCCACGGCUUCUCCCCCAGGUGCUCCUGCCCCGCCGGCGGCCUACCCCGAGGCUGACGCCCGCGAUGGCCUUCGCAAAUCUGCGGAAAGUGCUCAUCAGUGACAGCCUGGACCCUUGCUGCCGGCAGAUCCUGCAGGAUGGAGGGCUGCAGGUGGUGGAGAAGCAGAACCUGAGCAAAGAGGAGCUGAUGGCCGAGCUGCGGGACUGUGAAGGCCUCAUCGUCCGUUCGGCCACCAAGGUGACUGCUGACGUCAUCAACGCAGCAGAGAAGCUCCAGGUGGUGGGCAGGGCUGGCACAGGCGUGGACAAUGUGGACCUGGAGGCUGCAACCAGGAAGGGCAUUCUGGUCAUGAACACCCCCAAUGGGAACAGCCUGAGUGCUGCAGAGCUCACCUGCGGGAUGAUCAUGUGCCUGGCCAGGCACAUCCCCCAGGCGACAGCUUCCAUGAAGGACGGCAAGUGGGAAAGGAAGAAGUUCAUGGGAACAGAGCUAAAUGGGAAGAUCCUGGGAAUUCUUGGCCUGGGCAGAAUUGGGAGAGAGGUGGCCACUCGAAUGCAGUCCUUUGGGAUGAAGACCGUAGGGUACGACCCCAUCAUUGCGCCAGAGGUCUCGGCCUCCUUUGGUGUCCAGCAGCUGCCCCUGGAGGAGAUCUGGCCUCUCUGUGACUUUAUCACUGUGCACACACCUCUGCUGCCCUCCACCACAGGCCUGCUGAACGACAGCACCUUUGCCCAGUGCAAGAAGGGGGUGCGCGUGGUGAACUGCGCUCGGGGAGGGAUCGUGGACGAGGGGGCCCUGCUCCGGGCCCUGCGCUCUGGCCAGUGUGCUGGUGCCGCGCUGGACGUGUUUACAGAGGUGAGUGCCUGGAGGCCGCCACGGGACCGAGCCUUGGUGGAGCAUGAGCGCGUCAUCAGCUGCCCCCACCUGGGCGCCAGCACCAAGGAGGCCCAGAGCCGCUGCGGGGAAGAGAUCGCCAUCCAGUUUGUGGACAUGGUGAAGGGGAAAUCUCUGGCAGGCGUCGUGAAUGCCCAGGCCCUUACCAGUGCCUUCUCUCCACACACCAAGCCUUGGAUUGGUCUCGCAGAAGCUCUGGGGACGCUGAUGCAAGCCUCUGGAUCCCCCAAAGGGACCAUCCAGGUGGUAACACAGGGGACGCCCCUGAAGAACGCCGGCAACUGCCUAAGCCCUGCAGUCAUUGUCGGCCUCCUAAAGGACACUGCCAGUCAGGCGGAUGUGAACUUGGUGAACGCCAAGCUGCUGGUGCAAGAGGCCGGGCUCAGUGUGCGUGGCCCCCGGAACGCUCCUUUCCUGUCCGCCCCGCCCCCCUGUCCCUCCCUUUGCAGAGCCUGCUCGCCCCUGCUCCUGGAGUGGGAGCCCGGGCAGGUCCCGCUGUUGACACCGGCCGCCGGCCGGGCAGCCGAACCUCCCCGUCGAGCAGCGGGAGUACUGCCUUCCUCGGAGCGUUGCUAGGAGUGAACGAAAUAC